AUGAUAUAACAGAAAUUAUAACCAAGAGCAAAGAGUAUUCACAUGAAAGAAGCACAGAGUUCGAGAACAAAUAAUUUUAAAUCCUUACCAAAAUUAAUUGAAAAUAAUAAGACUUCCAGAUAUUCGGAACAUGUAUCGCCUUCCCCAAAACCAAAAUUUUAUAACCAUUGGUAUAUACCAUAUGAGAAACGAUUCAUGGAAUAAAAGGAAUAGAAAAACUUUCAUGAUGAAAUAAGAUCAAAUUAUGCUUAAAUGAAGGAAGAUCCUUUAUUUCUCUAUCAUAAUUUAAAUAGACCUCUAUCAAUUCAUUAAGACCCGUUUUCUAGACCAGAUAAAAAUCAAAUCUAAAAAUAAUAAAAAUAUGACAAGACCAAAAUAUUUUUAGAAAUGAAUAAGUCUAGUGGAGUGUUAAAAUUAUUCUUAGAAGAUCUUGUUUAAAAAAAAUAAAGAGUGCCAGCCUUUCUGCUCAGCGAACAGUUAAUUUUAUGA
Paramecium tetraurelia is the source of this 489-nucleotide messenger RNA. RefSeq lists its product as uncharacterized. Lineage: Eukaryota; Ciliophora; Oligohymenophorea; Peniculida; Parameciidae. The record is from RefSeq and is a predicted model, not a curated record. The transcript has 2 exons.